Messenger RNA from Anopheles stephensi (Asian malaria mosquito), 2025 nucleotides. It is a transcript of the gene Buffy, whose product is annotated as bcl-2-related ovarian killer protein. Gene Ontology annotation, molecular function: protein heterodimerization activity; protein homodimerization activity. Gene Ontology annotation, biological process: regulation of apoptotic process; extrinsic apoptotic signaling pathway in absence of ligand; intrinsic apoptotic signaling pathway in response to DNA damage. Gene Ontology annotation, cellular component: mitochondrial outer membrane. The transcript is spliced from 5 exons. NCBI's taxonomy places the organism in Eukaryota, Metazoa, Arthropoda, Insecta, Diptera, Culicidae. The record is from RefSeq and is a predicted model, not a curated record. Bases 986 to 2014 code for a protein of 342 amino acids.
UUCGGUUCAACACGCGUGCCGAUAAGACGCGCGCCGCGUUCGCAACGGUUUCGAAGAUCUGCUUCGCUUCAACCCCCUUCACCCCCCAUCCCACCGAAAGGGUGGAGAUCGUUUCUUCGCUUGGUCCGACCACCGGUCCGAUAUAUCGGUGUGGCGCUCGGUGUUCUUCGAUGGUGGUUCUGGUUGGUUUCGCGCCCUAGCAACGUGCCCCGUGAUUGCAACAGGUGUGUGCGUGUUUGAAUAUAGCAAAACAAGGGCGAGUGAUAAGCCUGGUAGCGUCAUACCGUGUUCUGCACGUUACGCUAACCACCCGCAUCACUUCACGGUGCUAUCGGCAGUGCCAGUGGUCAUAGGGUUUUUCGAAGGUUAAAGUGUAACCCACAUCGAUGCAAAUUUACAGGGCAACAUUGUGCGUGCGUCAUUUUACCACCGAAACGGCGUGAUAGUGAGCUAUGGUGGUGUUUAGUGAUGUAUCAAAAAUAGCAAAGUGUGCUGUGGGGUGGUCGCUACCGCACGGCGGAAGGAUCACCAUUUUAGGUGUGUUGGCAUGGUGACGCAAAAUCUUCGCUGCAAUGUGAUUAAAUGUAUCAGUAUCGAGAAAGUUAGUAAAUCAUACAGCCCAAAUUUAAGGGCGCGUACGUCGAAGUGAAUUCAAAAGUGGCUGCGUUCACCGUCUGGUUCAUGUCUGGUUUAUGUUAUUUACCCAAAAGUGAAUAGAAGUGUGGCUGGCGUGAAUUACCAGUGCGAGAGGAGGAGAGCGAGAUAGAGCAGUAUUUAAACAACAUUAAAGUGCGACAGGAAAAUCAACAUCAUCUCUCAGCCAUAUUAUCACACCGGUCUUCCCAAGAAUUUACAUCUGCGAAGAGUUCAACCAGCGGCUACAGGGCUAUAGAGACAAUUUUGCUGUCAAUCCAUUUAUCGAUUCAGAAGUUGAUGGAAAGCUGUCUUAUCCUUCUUUCAAUAAACGUUCAAUACGCGUGACGUCAUGUCUGGCGGCGGUCUGCUAAAGGUGGAACAUCCGGCCAACAAUGGAACGGGCCUGGUACCGGGACGGUUAUCGCUCAGCAGUGACAACCUGGCCACCGGUAGCCGUCUCGGCAAUGGGGAACGCGGUGGCUCCCUCACACCGAACCUGCCCUCGAUGGACCGUCUCAGCGCUCCGAUCCUCACGCGGCGCAAGUUUAGCUUCCCGGCCAACCUACACUCAACCGCACUGCUAGGCUUCCCGGAGAUUGGUCACCGAGAUGGGAUGGGUUCAACGCUGUCCACCUCCAGCACUGCCCUGUCCGCCCGCAGACGGCUCAGUAAUGUGAGUGAUGUGGUCACACGGAAGCUGUCCAGUACGAUCGGCUGGAAGCAACCGGUACUACCCUCCCAGGACAUCAUCACCCAAGGCAAAUGUUUGUGCGGUCAGUACAUCCGGUGUCGAUUAAAGCGGUCCGGUGUGUUUAAUCGUAAGCUGGGUCUGCAACGCAUACGAAGCAUCGUCGGGACACCUUCGAUCCAUGUCGUGCGGGAAGUAUUUCCGGCCCUAUUGAGUGUGGGCGAGGAACUGGAACGGAUGUAUCCACGCAUCUACAACGGCAUUGCACGGCAGUUGACUCGCUUUGGACGGGGCGAGCUGAAAACACCCGAAACGGCCCCAGUACUCCUGAGUGCCAUUGCACGGGACCUGUUCAAGGCGGACAUUACCUGGGGCAAGGUGGUAUCGCUGUUUGCCAUCGCCGGCGGCCUUUCGGUGGAUUGCGUGCGGCAGGGACAUCCGGACUAUCUGCCCAAGCUGGUCGAGGGUGUGGCGGACGUGAUCGAGGACGAGCUAGUCACCUGGAUCUCGGAUAACGGUGGUUGGGUGUGUGUGUGUAUCGGUCUAGCGAACAAGGUGCGACCACCGCCGGAAGAGAUCACGUUCACGGUACGGUGUCUAGUAGGGGCGAGCUGUGUGAUAGGACUGUUUAUGUUUGUCUUUCUGCUAAAGACGCUAGGGUUAUAUUUAUUUCCAAAUAUAUUCUCUUAAUUUCGACCAUC